AAAGGAAAAAAAAUAUAAAAAUACGUGUCUGGAAUGCAGUGUUUCUAAAAAAAAAAAUAAAAUAAAAAAUAUUAUUAAAAGAAUUAAAAAAAAAAAUAAAAAAUGAUGAUGAGUGACUCGACUCCCAUAUGCAGAUGCCGCGUUCUGUACUUGGGAAGUGCUGUGCCGCGUCAAAGCAAAGACGGUCUCCAAGGCAUCCAAGAACCGCUCAAAAGUUUAUACCCAGCUGAGGGAGCUCUCGGCGCCAAAGGCAUCGACUCCUGGCUCAGUGUUUGGUCCAACGGCAUCCUCCUCGAAAAUGUCGACGAAAACCUGAAACAAGUAACGCGCUUCUUCCCGAUCGAAUCCUUGCACUAUUGCGCCGCCGUUCGUCAAGUUCUCAUCCCGGAACGUGGCAACAACAAUCCCGAACCGAAAUUUUUGCCACUCGAUUCGCCAUUUGCGCGAACGCCGCGUGCUCAUCAUCCUCCCAUCUUCGCUGCCAUCCUUCGUCGCACAACCGGCAUCAAAGUUCUCGAGUGUCAUACGUUCAUUUGCAAGCGGGAGGCAGCUGCGAAUGCCCUCGUUCGUUGUUGCUUCCACGCGUAUGCCGAUAACUCGUAUGCGCGACAAUUGGAGAACGGAAGUACGGCAGGCACGAGCGUUUAUGGCACGCUGGGCGGCAAAUCAACAUCGAAUGGCGACGCAACGUCGAACGGAUGGCGAUCACGGAAUGGCAGCACGACGACAAUCAACAGCGUUGGCAGGCAGAUUACGACACCGCAGCAACAUCACAUGAAUGGAAGUGUCGGCGAUGCAUUUACAGUGAAGAAUUUGUACGCCAGUAGUGCGGAUCUGGAUGUCGUUGACGAUGGGGAAAGUUCAUCCUUAUGCAAUGGCGACGAAAAUCACAAAGUUUGGACCGGAUCGCAAGAUCAUCUCGAUGCCAUUCACACAGAAAGCCCCUACGAAAUCUACUCGGGAGGUCAUUCGACGCUUGGGAGACCUGCGCGUCAACGUCAAAUUAGUAUGCCCGUGCAACCGCCGCCUCCGCCGAAAGAAGAGCCCAAAAAGAAGAAAGAUCACAGCAGCAAAUCAAAGCCAGUAGGAAGCCAAAGUCUCUCGGGAACGCUGAUUCGCCCGCGUCCCGUUCACAUGAAUCGCGGGCCUUUGCCGCCUCAUCAUCCCGGCAUGAUGAUGUAUGGUCCUCCGCCUCCGCAUCACCAUCCCAUGAUGGCGGGACCUCCAUCGCGUCAAUUCCAUACAAUUGGUCAUCGAGGGCAUCACGGCAUGGCUCCAAAUGGGCAUGGACCUCCAAUGCAUCAUCCCAUGCAUCAUCCUCAAGUGCCUUUACCAAUGCCUAUAAUGGUACCGCAGCAAUAUGCGACACUCCAAAAAUCCCGCACAGGCAAGAAAAAGAACAAAAAAGACAAAAUGAAUGGCAUGGCAAUGCCCGUUCCAAUGCCAGUUCCCCCAAUUUUCUAUCCUCCCGGACCUCCGCAUCAUCUAGUCGAUUCACGCCCUCUCUCGAUGAGCAAUCGCAAACUCGCCCAAUCCGCAGGCAACGGUCUCGACGAUUCGGGUGACGGUACAGGAACAUCAGGCGCUGAUUCUCCGACGACAGGCACGGGAAUUUAUCGUCGCAAGGGACACUUGAACGAACGCGCUUUCAGUUACAGCAUUCGACAAGAACAUCGCAGCAGAUCGCACGGAUCGCUCGCAAGUUUGCAAUUUAGUCCGCCAGACAUCAAGAAAGAACGAGAAAUCGCCCAAAUGGUUGCUGCACUCGACAUCAAUGGAGAUGCUGAUGAUGCGACAUUAACGCGACGCGGGCAACAAAUGACCAAUGGACAUCAUCAUGGCGGCAUGAAUGGACAUCACGCGCCAAUUGCCAUGAAUGGACAUCACAUGAACGGGCAUGGCACAUUCGGAAAACCACGGAGGUAGUUAGGUAAUGGUGUUUUGUUAACGUCUCAGUCGCCCUAGUCGUUUACUUACAAGAAAAAUUAAUUAUUUUAUGAUUGCUUACCAAUGAAUCCAAGUGCAUGAAAAAAAAAUGUUAAAAAAAAUGCGACGUGAAAUGCAUUUCUUUGCAACUUUGAUAAGAGAAGACGUAGAAGAAAGUGCUUAAAAAUUUU
Messenger RNA from Culicoides brevitarsis, 2117 nucleotides. RefSeq lists its product as uncharacterized. The transcript has 2 exons. Bases 103 to 1926 code for a protein of 607 amino acids. NCBI's taxonomy places the organism in Eukaryota, Metazoa, Arthropoda, Insecta, Diptera, Ceratopogonidae. The record is from RefSeq and is a predicted model, not a curated record.